AUGGUGUCCAUAGAAGCACAGUGCUCCGCAUACGGCAAACACUUCAGUGUAGCCACCUCACAGGCCCCCAAAGUUGGGAGUCUUGUGCAGGAGUUCACGGAGUUAAAGAGAAGAGGAGAUCAGGUUCACGCCAAUGUGACGGCAAAGAAACUUGAAGAGGAUGUUGUGGUGCUGCAGUUGCCUGUCCUCGAGGGUCUGAAGGCAUUCAUAGACUUCCUCAUGGCCCUGGCUCUUUGGAGGGAAGACAAAAACAACGGAGUUCUUCUUAUGGGGCCGAACGGGUCCGGGAAGUCUUCUUACCUCCGCACCCUCGGCCUGAUGCAUGUCUUAGCACAAAUGGGUUCUUUAGUCCCUGCCAUAUCAGCAGAAAUGCGCUUAACAAAUUCGAUUCAUGUUUGCUCCCCCUCUCUGCUGAAAGGCAGCAACCACGAAGAAUGCACGCAACUCAUUGACGCCGUCAGGGCCGCAACAGCGAAAGACAGAAAAUAUCAAAACAACAAGCAUAGAAGAAGCAAGAACAGAAAUAACCGAUGCAGCCUAGAGGAAAACAAAGACGAAGCCAACGACGCCUCCCUCAUUUUGAUUGACGAGAUAUUUCGAUCGGUGCCGCACGCCGAAGGCUUUUCAGUAUGUUGGGCCAUCAACCAACUGCCUCUCGCUGAUCAUUACAAAUGCUUUUUGUCUGCAGCAGGGGAGAACGGCCUCACGCCUCUUUUUAAAAUUGCAAAAAACAGCGAAGGUAAGCAACAGAAGACUACCACACAAAAGAUGUCUGUAUACUGGAACGGGACAGAGGCAGAAGCCGCCCAGAUGGCCUACGGAGUAUUGGGAUCCAAAGGAAAACUGAACAAAAUUAUAGUUGAAGAGGCAGAAGCAUUCAUUGCCGAGGCAGAUGGGGCACUCAUGCCGCAUGCGCAGUGUCUGCAGACAGUUGAAAUAACAAGAUGUGAGAAUAGUUCUAAACCCUCAGCGCUACUCUCUAAACACAAAUGCACUCUGCUUCGUUCAGGGGCCUACGAGAUCAUCCAUUUGCUGGAGAACGCUGUCAGCAGCUUCAGCAUCCACAGCACCACAGAUAGUAGGAACAGCAGCAACACCAGCAGCAGCAACAACAGCCACAGGCGGUUUUUGCGUCUUCUAGAGGAGGCUCAGAGGGUGAUAGAGGUGGUUUGUGUGGAGACAGAUGCGUGA
Molecule: messenger RNA, 1191 nt
Organism: Eimeria acervulina
Lineage: Eukaryota; Apicomplexa; Conoidasida; Eucoccidiorida; Eimeriidae
Exons: 8
Coding region: 1-1191 (396 amino acids)
Biological process (GO): mismatch repair
Molecular function (GO): mismatched DNA binding; ATP binding; ATP-dependent DNA damage sensor activity
Source: RefSeq, a predicted model, not a curated record